Bactrocera neohumeralis is the source of this 3093-nucleotide messenger RNA. RefSeq lists its product as uncharacterized. Gene Ontology annotation, cellular component: plasma membrane. The record is from RefSeq and is a predicted model, not a curated record. The transcript has a single exon. The coding region runs from base 16 to 2409 and encodes 797 amino acids. Lineage: Eukaryota; Metazoa; Arthropoda; Insecta; Diptera; Tephritidae.
UUUGUGUGUCAAUAAAUGAAAGUAACUAAACUUUUAAUUUUAAUUCCAGGGUUGACGCGAUCGUGUGAUACUGUGCUAAAUGCAGAAAUGUCCGUCCUGAGAUUUCAGCCAUUUAUUUUAUGUAGCGGUCUUUCACAAUCUGGUGUCUUAUGUCUCUGCGGGAGCUGUUCUCGAAGUUAUUUUAAUAAAGACUUUGAAAGAAACAAUGACAGCACUCAUAGCAAUAUAAAAAGCAGAAAUGAAUUAAUUUAUAAGUUAUAUAUACCAUCAGAUAUCAGUGUUGCUACCGCUCAUUUUUCAAUCGAGGAAGCUUGUAAAGAAUGUCCUGAUAUUGUGUUUCAAAUUCAAUCAAACGCUUUUCCAAAAUCUAUUAAUGAAAGCCGGGACAACGUUGAUCAACAUAAUUUCAUUCACAGCGUUCAUAUAAUAAAACCGAACAAAACUGCAAACAUUUCACUUGAGUUCCACGUCCAAGAGAAAGCUUGGCAUUAUAUACAUGUGACAUUUUUCAAAGAAAAGAAAGUAAUGUCAGAAGGAUGGAAAACAAAAUUGACUGAGCCAUUCGUUUCUCAAAAUGAAGAACAAUAUACAAAAACUAUUAAUUCGAGUGGUGCAAAUUUUCAAAAAGAAUAUUAUGAAGAAGAUAGUAUUUGUUUUCACCAAAUAAAAUACGGUUUGGUAAUCAAUUUCCAAACAUCUCUGGACGCUUCACAUAAAGAACAGGAAACGGCAAUAAUCAAUUCAACUUUUGCCACGAAGAAUGUAACCGUUGAUAUUUUAAACGAAAAUAUUACCAUAGAUUUAUUGAAUCAUGAUGCAAGGGAAUGGUUACCAAAACGAUUUCGAGGUAUAGACUUUUAUCCACUCCUUCGCCAAUCUUAUCGUGAGUUUUUUAUGUUUGAUUAUGACCUUAUGCCAGACAAAAAUGGCACAGUUCCAUUUAUUCUCAAUUUAACCGCAGGUAUACCUGCUGGUUUUGCUUUUGACGUUGGUGAGGUACAUGACAUAGGCGGAACUUUAACUUUCGCUGUAUCGAUGAAAAAAGCUUUAGAAAGCGAAUCAAUUGUAUUGCAGGAAAUAUUUCCUACCAGUACUGGCAGUGAUUUUACUGUAAAAGGAAGGUCCAGAAGCAAUAAGACAAUAUUGGUUUGUAUGCACUUAUCAGAACCAGGAAUUCCAAUUUGGCCAGAUAAAUGUCAGUACGGCCAACAAGUUUUUCCAGCCGCAAGUAUAGUUAAUAAUACGGAUUUCAGCACAACCACGGGUCUUGUUCACGUUCCAUUUCCAGAAAGUGGACGAUGGUACAUUAGCAUGGCUCUAUAUUGUCACCAAAACAAGUCGACAUCUCACUUAACCGUAACAGAUAGAGUAAAAGACUUUAUAAAAAAAAAUAUACAUACUUUAGAUAAAAUAAGGCAAUCGUGCCCUUGCUUUCCGGAAUUGAGGCGAUGUAUUGCAAAUAUUGAAUGCUUGAAUUCAAUGACUGAUGUAGAGACAUUGAAAGUAAAAGAUUGCUUUGUGGAUCCGAAAUGUACUCCUAAUUAUUUCGAUAUGAUACUCAAUUUUGAAGUGCAUCAAAAACUUACCAAUAAUCAAUAUUUUGCACUGGAAAAUUGCAACACUUCGGUGGUAUUUACGAUCUCAUCAAAUCCUUGUGUUGCUGGCCGUUGUGGACGAUAUGGCCGUUGCUACCAUUACAUGUCAGGAGGUUUAGUUUUCUCUACUUGUGUGUGCAUGAAAGGCUAUAGAGGUUGGGAUUGUUCUGAAGAUAGUCAAGUGCCAUCAAAUUUAUCUAUCCUUGCAUCAUCUCUCUUACUUACUCUUAGCAACCUAAUUUUUUUACCCAGCAUUUGCAUUGCAAUUCAACGUUACUUCUACACCGAAGCAACUAUUUAUUUUUUCGCUAUGGCUUUUUCUAUAUUAUAUCAUGCUUGUGAUUCUGGAGAGGAUGAGUACAGUUUUUGCUUAGUAAAAGUAGGAGUAUUGCAGUUUUGUGAUUUUUACUGUGGUCUUCUAGCCAUUUGGGUUACUUUAAUCGCAAUGUCACACAUUCGUCAACAAUUCGUCUCAAUUCUACAUAUGCUUGGUGCAGUUCUCUUAGCUUUUGGCACUAAACUCAAUAAACAGAGUCUUUGGGUAUUCUUAGCACCUGCGCUUACUGGUAUAUGUCUCUUUUCUACAAGUUGGGGUAUACGUUGUUACAAAAUGCGAAAUUGGUAUCCAUCGCCAAAGUAUCUCAUAAUUUAUAUGCCCUUAGGCGUGGUCCUUGUAAUGGUUGGUCUGAUCUGCUUUGCUUUCUUGCAAACGAAACAAAACUACUACAUUGUCCAUUCAAUUUGGCAUACGGUAAUGGCUCUAAGCAUUCUUUGCCUGCUCCCUUCAAGAAAAUACUUCAUACCAAAGUGCUAGCACUCAUCAUUCUACCUCAAGGAGAAUCUUCUCCUCCAACAGAAAUUCUACAAGUAUGAUCACAAACUUAGAAGGUUUAAAACUAUAAACCAAAAUAUACAUUAAAUUAUAUAUCGAAACGGUGGAAAGAUUCCAAAACAAAGUUCUGCGAAAAAUUUUAAAUGCCACGUGGUACAUACGCAAUUCGGCUCUGCAUUGUGAUAUUCAUUUAAAAAUGGUUCAGGAAGUCAUUCGGGAAACGGCUUCGAAACAUACAAAAAGUUUACAGAAUCAUGUAAGCACUGACGACCGACAACUAGGAGAGACUAGCAAUAGCAGCCGCAAACUGAACAGAAUAACGUUUCAUGAGAAGACUCUAAGAAAAUAACAAAUAUCAUAACACUUAGUUAUUAAGUUUAGUUUAAAAAAGAAAAAAGCUUGUUAGUUUACAUUUAUCACUAGUUGCAAUUUAAAUGAAAUGUAAAACCAUCACUUUAUUACCUUUUAAUAAAAAAAUAUAUGUAUAUCUAUAUAAAUGCAGUGGGAAUCUCAUAUCACCAUACUAAGGAACUAAUGCUAUAAGAAAAACGGACGGAUUUCAUCUACUUUUAACAUUAAACUAAAGCAUGCCUCGAAAAAUUAACCAAACUUUAUGAAACCAAUAUACAAUAUCUUGAAGUAUCUGUAACUGGGCGAAACCAAAGA